AUGUUACCGGACGUUCGUUUCGCAGAAAAAAUGUCACCGGAUGUUCGUUUCAUGAAAAAAAUGUCACCGGACGUUCAUUUCGCGAAAAAUACGUCUUCAGACGUUCAUUUCGCAGAAAAACGUCUUUGGAGGAUGGAGGGAU
Molecule: messenger RNA, 142 nt
Organism: Funneliformis caledonium
Lineage: Eukaryota; Fungi; Glomeromycota; Glomeromycetes; Glomerales; Glomeraceae
Source: the annotation of a GenBank genome assembly